AUUCUCUGAGCCGAGCCUGCAGAUUCUUACAGACCUUCAUCUUCAUCGUCCGAGGAGCUUCUCUCCCUCUCUGAGGUGUGAAGUUUGCUGUCGCCAUGUCUGACACUGAGGAUCUGGAUCAGGUCGAGGAGGAGGAAGCCCAGGAGGAGGUAGUAGAAGUAGAAGUAGCCCCUGAGGCGGAGGCCCAGGUAGAGGCAGAACCAGAGGUAGAGCCUGAACCAGAACCAGAACCAGAGCCAGAACCAGAGCCAGAGGUGGUGCAGCAGGUGGUUCAUGAGGAGGAAGACGCCUAUGAAGAGGAAGUGGACGAGGGAGAUCAAGAUGAGGAGAAGCCGAAGUUCAAACCCUCUGCUCCAAAGAUCCCUGAUGGAGAGAAAGUGGACUUUGAUGACAUUCAAAAGAAACGUCAAAACAAAGACCUGAUUGAGCUGCAGUCGCUGAUUGACGCUCACUUUGAGUGCAGGAAGAAGGAGGAGGAGGAGCUCAUCUUUCUCAAAGAGAGAAUUGAGAAGCGUCGUGCUGAGCGAGCUGAGCAGCAGAGGAUUCGUGCUGAGAAGGAUAAAGAGCGCCAGGCCAGACGAGAGGCCGAGCGUAUGAGGAAGGAGGAAGCCGAUGCCCACAGGAAGGCUGAGGAUGAAGCCAAGAAGAAGAUAGCACUGAGCAACAUGGGAUCAGGCUACAGCAGCCACCUGCAGAAGGUUGAGAGCAAGAGAGGCAAAAAGCAGACUGAAAGAGAAAAGAAGAAGAAGAUCAUGGCAGAGAGAUGCAAACCUCUGAACGUUGACGAUUUCAGCGAUGACAAGCUGAGGGAAAAAGCAAAGGAGCUGUGGGAGUGGCUGCACAGCCUGGAGGCAAUGAAAUAUGACUACUGUGAAAAGCUCAAGAGACAGAGAUAUGAGGUGGUCUCCCUCAGAAACCGCAUCGAUGAGCUGCAGAAACACAGCAAGAAGGGAGCCCACUCGCGCCGCAGGAAGUGAGCGGGUGCUGAGUGAGGGUCAGAUCUAUGCGGUCAGCCGGACAGGAGGGGCCUCACCUCAGCUGCAACAGCGGCUCGGACCCUGUAGACACCUGGAGCUCCUGAACAACUGGACGUCUGCUUGAAUGAAAUGGUUUUCUGAAUGAAUUUAGCUUCAAUAAAGAAAAAAUUGAAAUGUC
Molecule: messenger RNA, 1155 nt
Organism: Plectropomus leopardus (leopard coralgrouper)
Lineage: Eukaryota; Metazoa; Chordata; Actinopteri; Perciformes; Serranidae
Source: RefSeq, a predicted model, not a curated record